Messenger RNA from Diaporthe batatas, 1371 nucleotides. RefSeq lists its product as uncharacterized. Lineage: Eukaryota; Fungi; Ascomycota; Sordariomycetes; Diaporthales; Diaporthaceae. The coding region runs from base 1 to 1371 and encodes 456 amino acids. The record is from RefSeq and is a predicted model, not a curated record. The transcript is spliced from 2 exons.
AUGCCCAAGGGUUUAAUACCGCUCAUGCUCAGCCCCAAGCUGACCGAGAGCUUCGGCCCCGGUCCCUCGAGGGCGAGCCUCGUCCAGCCCGCUGGCCAGUAUACCAUCCCUUGCGCCGCCAUCUCGCCCACCUCCCCGGCCCACAAGCGCAACGCCAGCGACGUCACACCCAUGAUCAAACUCUCCCGCCCGCCCGUCAGGACACCCAAGCGACUCUCCCAGCAGGUGCCCGCAUCACUGCCCGUCCUGCCCUUCACCUCGGCCGAGUGGAAGAGGGCCAUCGCAGAGAUCAAGAAGUGCUACGUUACUCGCCGGUAUCGCGCAUGUUCGGCCAGGUGUAAUGAGAUCCUCACAAACACCAAAGACCUGUCAAUGGUGCAGCCGGCCUACUUGAUCUAUCUCAACUUUUAUGCCGCUGCGUCCCUCGAGAUGUGCGCCCGCCCAUUGCAGCCCGGGUCGUCUUAUAGGGCGACCCUUCUCCAACAGGCGCGCGGCCAUUACAGUGCCGCGCAGUCAUUAAUUAAGCAGGCAGAGGAAGUCGCCGUCGCCCAGUCUCGGUCGACAUCUGCCGCCUCGUCAUUACCCAGCCUGCACUCGCCAUCAGGCUCAGUCUCGUCCCGUGCGUGGACCCCAGAGUCCUGCUUGAUGGCGCCCACCUGGACCCACUCCAGGAAGUCGAGCCUGCAGCAAGAACCACGCUCGGGGGGCCGGGAGAGGCCCAAGAAGAAGGUCUCAUUCGAGCUGCCCAAGGACAAGGACCGGUGGUCUUUCCGGCUGCCCGAGCCCAUUGUCCGCCCGGACUCACCAACACUGGGCUUCGACGACGAAUACUUCGCCUCCGGGGCGUCACGACAGGACCUCCCCGAACUACCCUUGGCGGCGGGCAAGCGGUGGUCUGAGCAAGACAUCGAGUUCGAACCCCUCGAGGUCAGCCCCGCGUCAUCCCCACCGCCCAUGCCGUCCAUCAGUGAGGACGAGGAGCCCAGCCCGUCCAGCUCGCCCUCCUCGGAAGGCUUCGGGCCCGACGCCUGCCCCUUCGGGCAAUUCGGCGCCGUUGACACCGAGUCAGCCCGCAGCGUGUCCCGCUACUGCGAGACCCUCUCCUCUCUCAAGACCCAGGUAGACAGCCACAUGGCCUCGCUCAACCAGCUGCUUCAGUCCGACGAGCAGUUGCUGCAGCACAACCAGCUCCUCCAGUCGCCGCUGCUGUACGACGCGACGGCCGUCGAUGACGACGAGGAGGCGCGCUCGCUGGACCGCAUGGCGAGGAUCGACAAGCUGCGCAUGAACGGGUGGAAGAGGAAGAGGUUCGACGCGAGCCGCUACGAGUUGCUCUGCGAAACGGCCAUGGCUGAGCUCAACGCCAACUAA